Molecule: messenger RNA, 574 nt
Organism: Marmota flaviventris (yellow-bellied marmot)
Lineage: Eukaryota; Metazoa; Chordata; Mammalia; Rodentia; Sciuridae
Gene: Ppp1r27
Product: protein phosphatase 1 regulatory subunit 27
Molecular function (GO): phosphatase binding
Source: RefSeq, a predicted model, not a curated record
GCACGCUGACCUGGUCUGGCUGGAACACUCCUCAUCCCAGUGCAGUCGGGUCCCCAGGGGGCAGCCCACCCCAGCCCCUAGGAUGCCCAGCAGAACAGUCCGAUAUACCCGCUACAGCCCCCGGCAGCGGCGCCGGCGACUGCUGGCUGACCGAAGUGUGCGUUUCCCUAAUGAUGUCCUCUUCUUGGACCACAUCCGCCAGGGUGACCUGGAGCAGGUAGGGCGUUUUAUCCGGGCUCGGAAAGUCUCCCUGGACACCAUCCACCCCUCAGGUCUAGCUGCUCUGCAUGAAGCAGUGCUCUCUGGAAACCUGGAGUGUGUAAAGUUGCUGGUCAAAUAUGGGGCUGACAUUCACCAGCGUGACGAGACGGGGUGGACACCUCUGCACAUGGCCUGCAGUGAUGGGUACCCCGACAUCGCCAGGUACCUCAUCUCUCUGGGGGCAGACAGAGAUGCAGCCAAUGACGAUGGUGACCUGCCCUCCGACCUCAUUGACCCGGACUUCAAGGACCUGGUGGAGCUCUUCAAAGGAACCAGGAUGGACUGAGUUGGAGCUGCACUCCAGGGCUCCUGC